AUGGAGGAGGGUGGCAAGGGCCCAGCUGAUCAGACAGGCCAGACUGCUGACGUGGUGUGGGCCAAGGACACCAGUGCCCCAGAGCCCAUGGAGCCAAGGCCUGAUGCCGGCCUCAAGGAGAAUGUGCCCACCAGGCCCAUGGCAGGCCUUGGACCAGGCAAGGGGCUCAGUGGGCCUGGACCCCCCGGCGCUGCCCAUCAGUCCUCUCAGAGAGACAGCUGGCAGCAGUCCCUGAAGUCCUGUCCCUCCUUCUGGGCUCUCCCCGAGCAAUGGAGACUCCUGAGGAACCUGGGCAUCGGCCUGGGCAGUGGACACGGCCGGUGGGUUCCCACGUGCCAGGCCCAGCAGGGAGGGCCCACCGCCAUACCCUCCCCAGGGGCAGCGCUGCGCCAGGAGCCCUGCCAGGUCCAGACCAACCUGGCCAGCCCUGGGCCCCACCUGGGCCUGCCCCUGAAGGACACGACUGGUCAGCGUGUCAGUGCAAGCUUCCGGCAACAAAGCAAUCUGCAGGCCCCGGCCAGGAGGCGGAGCGGGAAAGCCCGAGAGUUUGCUGUCCAACAAAGCAACCUGAGCAUGAGGGAGACCAGUCCCUGCCUCUGGCCAGAGCCUGGAGGAAGCUCCAGGCUCCACUUGCUGCCCCUGGGAAGUUCUCUCCCCCAGGUGCCACUGACUGGCCCAUCCCCCAGCCCGAGGCAGUCCCAGCGGCCAGCCACAGACAUCCUGGGCCUGGACUUCAGGCCCACUGUGGACUCGGGCCCCCUCGAUGGGCGCUCACAGCCAGCCCCCGGAUCCCGGUGUGGCCAGGAGAGCUGGGCCUCCAGGCUGGUUGGGGAACCCCUCAGCCUGGAGGACCUGGCUGUCCCUGCCCCAAGCCCGCUUCGGGCCCCAUCCCACGCUGCCACCCGCCAGCUGCUGGCCUUGGUGCAACGCCUGGAACAGGAGGCAGCCCGUCUCGGGUGCCGGGCAUCCCAGAAGGCCCCCAGCCCCAUGCGGCAGGACCCCUGGGCCAGUGGUGGCCCGGUGCUCCCUGUCCGUUCCCAGCCCAGCCAGCCUGUUCUUGCUUCCUGGGAUGAAGGGAAAAGCCAUCCCCAAGGCCACAGGGCAACCGAGCACUUCCUCAAGGCACGGAGGCUUCAGGCCGGCCUCUCAGAGUCUUGUGCACACAGCAAGCCUCCGUCGCCGGAGACCACACUGGGGAUGCCGGUGGGGGGUUUCCUUGACCCUGAGCAGGGGCUGCUUCCUGGCCACACCCCAGGACCAGGGAAGAACUGCUCUCCAGGGCUCACGCAUGGCAGGGAGCAGAGCGGCCACCCCAGUCUCCCCCAAGGGGCGGGCGGCAGAAGGCCCCGUUCCUCAGCUUUCUCCAGUGCCUCCCAGGAAGUCCGACCUGGGCAGAAAGGAGGGGAGGGGUCCCCCAGAGAGCUGGUCAGCAGGGAGGAGGAGAGGACGACUUUCUGUCCACCAGAGGAAACCCCAGCAAGGAGCACCCCACAGAACAAGCCCCAAGAUACUGUGGCUCCGGAGUCUGAGGCAGCCUGCCGGCAGUUGCUGUCCAGCUGUUUCAGAGCCUGGAGGCACUUGGUGCAGAGGCAGUGGGCUAUGUCAGCGGCGAUGGCGCUGGGCCGCCGGCAGCUGUUGCGAAAGGGUCUUCGGGCGCUGCGGUGGGCCCUGUGGCUCCGGGAGGCCCAGCUGGAGGCAGCGUGGAAGCGAUACGAGAAGGCCCUGCUGGCCCGGAGCUUCCAAGAGUGGAGACAACUGACUCUACAGCAGAAGCGAGGGCGGCACUGCACCCCAGCUGGGUCGGGAUGCCCACUCUCCAGGGCCGGCCCUGGCCCAGACCCCUCCUUUGGAAGAAAGGCAGCGGUGGACUCCCUCCAGAGGCCUGGGCUGGAGCACCUGAGUCCAGGAAGUCUCAGGGAGGAGGAGGGAGCCCAGCAGAUCCUGUCACAUCCUGGGGAGAGACCAGAUGGCACAGACGAGAGAAUCCAGACCCUGCGGGCCCUGCAACAACUGGCUGCCUUCCUCCUGCAGUGCCAUCAGAAGGUUGGAACCAGGCAGGAGAGGAAGGUCCCCAGGGAGGCCACCCGGGUCGCACAGAGGCCCUGGGGGAAGGGGAGCGCUCCCCAGGCCUGGCACUCUCAGGCUGCAGGGGCAGCCUGGGUGACCCCCCUGGGCCUCCGGUCCCCAAAAGCCUGGCAGUGCAGGUGCUCUGGGACCCGGUACCAGGACCACCUGGCUGACUGCCGGGCGCAGACCCUGAGGACAUGCCUGGGGCGGCGGGUGCAGAUGAAGCAGCUCCCGGCCUCAGAUGGCGCCAAGGUGACCCAGCCGUCCCUCUGCCAGCAGAAGGCGGGGCACGUGACCCUCUGCAGCUCAGCCCCUGGAGCUGCCUCAGCCCGUGGCCUAGGGACAGUGCCCCAGGCCUCUGGGCUGCCCCCAGAGCACGGCAGGGGCUCCCUACAGGAAGCCUACCGGAGACUGGCCAUCCACCGGGCGCUUCUGCUCUGGAGGAUGCGGCUCUCUCAGCGCCAGCGUGCCAAUUCCUUCUUCCAGGGUAUGCGGCGGCGGACACUAUGGCACAGCCUGACACGGUGGCGCUUGAGGACACGAGGUCCAGGCACUCCGUCUGGCUGUGCCAAGACUGCCUCGGCCCUGAAGCCACGGGGCAGUGUCCCAGGAGGGGAGCCCUCGCUGGACAGCAGCACAUCCCUCAACUGGCUGGAGAAGGCUCCCAGGACCCCCAGCCUCCUGGAGACCCUCUGGGCGAGCUUUCAGUGGGCAGCUAGGCGGCGGCAGCAGGGACGGUGCCUUCUGCUCUGGCAGGCGCGGACCCAGCAGUCCCGGGGCGCAGCGAGGUGGUGCAGGCGCACCCUCCAGAGGCGCAUCCUCCUCUGCUGGAGCCACUGGGCGGCAACCCGAGGGUCCCGGAGAGAGCUGGCCGCCCACUGGGCCUGGGACAGGAGCUGCAGGACUGUGCUGGGCCUGUGGCGGCGACGGCUGGCACAAUGGCAGGAGGCGCAGCGGUGGGCCCAGGAGCGGGACCGGCGAAUGGCGCAAGACGCCCUGCGCCACUGGCACUCCUGCUGGCAGAGCAUCGCCAUCACCAUCACCAUCAUCACCUUCAUCUUCAGCCUUGUCAUCCUCGCCUGGGGUCCAGGAGUCAUGGGUCUGAGCUCUGAGUUUGGAGGGAGCAGACAGAGUCAAGGGCAGCAGUGCCUGCGAGAAAGCUACCAGCGGUGGCUGCAGGUCCGCAUCUGGGGCCUGCGGAGGGCCGUGUUCUGGGGCUGGCGGCAGGCGGCCGCUCGUUGGAGACACACAGCUCAGCCGGGGCAACAGCUACAGCAGAGUGACUUCCAGGCCUGCUGUGGGGUUGUGAGAGUCAUGGGGGCGAUCCAGCCCCAGUGCCAAGCCUUCCAGGAUGGCCCGAGGAGAAGGGUCCUGGGGGCAGCCGUGGCACAGGAGCAGUGUGUGGCCCAGGCCUCCCUGGCCUGCUGGAGAAGCCGCGUGCAGCGGGGCCGGGCAGACGAGCAGCUGAGGAGGGCCCAGGCCCAGCAGGCCUUCACAGCCUGGUGAGUGGCCCUGGGUGGGUGCCGUGAAGCCCAGCAGCUGGCAGGAGGGAGAGCUCAGGCCCAGACAGCUCUGGUCCUCCCGGCCCAGGCCCAGCCAGUGGCCCACCGUGGCGUCCAGCAAGCUAUCAUCACCCAGCACCAGCAGGCUAGGCUCAGGCACUUCCGGCCAACCCACUGGGCCCAGCAGCAGACAGCGCUGCUCAGAGUGCAGCUGGGACUGCAGGCCGAGUCCCAGGAGGUUGAGCUCAUGUGCUGGCUCGGGAUGGCCAGCAGGGGAUGUCCUCUGCUGCUGGACACCCCAGCCCCUUGGAAGCAGGGGCCCAACAGCCUUGCAGACGCCAGCCCCGCCAGGUUCCUAGCCAGCCGCUGGCUCUGGACAACAGGCACCUGGGUCCAUGAGCACACACCUACUGGCUGCCAGCCCAGCGACGGUCUGGCUGCAAAGACAAACGAGGAGGGUCAGUGUAUUAGGGAGAUGACGUUCACGGCCCGCAGCUGCUGGACACAGGCCACAGGGCCAGGGCCACCCAGGCCGACACUGCGGAACGCCUUGCAGAGGAUGCGGAGGGCAACAUCCUGGGCUCAGACCAUGGCCAUAGCUGGGCCCAGGCCCGGGGCCGUGUCCUUCCUCCCGGCCACGGAGGCUAAGGAUGCUCUCGGCCCUCAGGAGGAAGUACUCGCAGCGCAGGCAUCUGGAGGCUCUGCUUUGCCACCUGCAGGGUUUCCAGCAGGCCAGGCACCUAGCAGUGACAUGGCAGCGCUGGGUAGAUGCUCACGGGGCAGAGCAGCUGGCGCGGACUCUGGUGAGUGGAUGGGCCCGGAAACCUGCACUGUGAACACCCCUCACAUGACACCCCCCAUCACAACCCUCUCACCCCGGUGCCACAGAGCUCAGACAGCGGCACCUGACAUGGGCCUGGCGGACGUGGCGGCGGCGGGUCUUGCAACUGCAGGUGGCUCAGAGGCUCCAGCAGCAAGAAGACAGCUGGGUCCUCUCCCAGCACCUGGCAGCCAAGAGCCCAAAGAGAGGAGCCGCCGGCACCCAGGACCACUGAGCAAGCAAGCCAGGCUCCAGGGCCUUGGGGGCAGGCAGGAAGCUGCCCAAGCCCCUGGGGUUGGCAGGCUUGGGGCAGAGCAGGCAGCCCAGCUGCAGCUUGUUCUCACAGAAGAGGAAGAGGUGGACCGGCCCUCCCUGGGAAGGAACUGUGCCCUAUGCACCCAGGGAGUGUGUCAACAGGCAGAAGCAUGCCUCCACGCCAGGGAAGAAGGGCAGGCCAAGGGAGCUCCACCAGGCACCAGGCUUCAGACGGCCUUCCGCCCACAGGCGCUUUUCCCCUGGAGCCAUGAGAAUGGGGGCAAUGGUUCCAAAAGCAUCAGCGACAGAGACGCCCUCUACCAAAAGAGCGCAGACCCGGCUAGGGCAGGAGCACCAGGCCCUCAUGUGGGGCUCAUUCGGGGCCAGUCAGAGCCUGAAAGCCUCAUGCUGGUCUAG
Molecule: messenger RNA, 5061 nt
Organism: Carlito syrichta (Philippine tarsier)
Lineage: Eukaryota; Metazoa; Chordata; Mammalia; Primates; Tarsiidae
Gene: CUNH1orf167
Product: chromosome unknown C1orf167 homolog
Exons: 26
Source: RefSeq, a predicted model, not a curated record